Mangifera indica (mango) is the source of this 979-nucleotide messenger RNA. Its product is annotated as bidirectional sugar transporter SWEET6b-like. Gene Ontology annotation, molecular function: sugar transmembrane transporter activity. Gene Ontology annotation, cellular component: membrane. The coding region runs from base 88 to 810 and encodes 240 amino acids. NCBI's taxonomy places the organism in Eukaryota, Viridiplantae, Streptophyta, Magnoliopsida, Sapindales, Anacardiaceae. The transcript is spliced from 6 exons. The record is from RefSeq and is a predicted model, not a curated record. Gene Ontology annotation, biological process: carbohydrate transport.
ACCUGUUUCUCUCUCUUCUCACUGUCAUUUCAAAAACAAAAAAAAUAUCAGUAGCAGCUCUCUCACCUCUCUUUUUAAUUUUCUAAAAUGGUGCUCACACCUCAUACUGCUCGCAAUAUCGUUGGCAUCAUCGGGAACGUCAUCUCUUUUGGCCUCUUUCUCUCCCCAGCUCCAACUUUUUGGCAUAUAAUCAAGAGGAAAUCGGUGGAGGAAUUCCAGCCAUAUGCAUAUAUUGCAACAUGUUUGAAUUGCAUGUUUUGGAUCCUUUAUGGUCUGCCAUUUGUUCAUCCUGACAGCAUUCUCGUCAUCACCAUCAACUCUGUUGGGCUUGCAAUGGAGUUGUUAUAUUUAGCAAUAUUCUGCCUGCAUGACCGUCAGAAGAAAGCAAUGAGGAAGGUUGCAAUUGGACUUACAGGCGAGGUGGUUUUCGUUGCAGUUGUUGCUACCAUUACUAUUCUGGCUUUUCACACCCAUAGCAGCCGAUCAUUUUUUGUUGGAAUUAUUUGUGUUGUCUUCAGCAUCAUGAUGUACGCUUCACCUCUCACCAUUGUGCGAAAAGUUAUAAAGACAAAGAGUGUGGAGUUCAUGCCAUUCUAUCUCUCACUGGCAGGCUUUGUUAAUGGUUGCAUCUGGUCAGCUUAUGCUCUGUUCAAGUUGGACUAUUUCCUUCUGAUAAGCAAUGGUCUUGGAUCGAUUUUAGGACUCGUUCAACUCAUAAUAUAUGGAAUAUACUACAGAUCAACACCGACAAAAGUUCAAGGCAAUGACAAGUCAACUGGCAGUCAACUGUCUGCUGAAGCCGCAGCCUGAAACAGCUGAUCAAGAUUCAAGCUAUUGUGGUUCUAUUAAGUGCAAUCAUAUGCCAUAUGUUUUGCAGUUUAAUGUUGAUAUAUGUCUGAGAUCACAUGAUUUUACUAGCAAGAUAUUGCUAUCUUUAAUAUUGGAAACCAUAAAAUGAAAAUAAGAAAAAUUUACCAUA